Molecule: messenger RNA, 2930 nt
Organism: Hippocampus comes (tiger tail seahorse)
Lineage: Eukaryota; Metazoa; Chordata; Actinopteri; Syngnathiformes; Syngnathidae
Gene: mgat1b
Product: alpha-1,3-mannosyl-glycoprotein 2-beta-N-acetylglucosaminyltransferase b
Exons: 3
Coding region: 803-2344 (513 amino acids)
Biological process (GO): protein N-linked glycosylation
Cellular component (GO): Golgi apparatus
Molecular function (GO): alpha-1,3-mannosylglycoprotein 2-beta-N-acetylglucosaminyltransferase activity
Source: RefSeq, a predicted model, not a curated record
AUGGCUAUUGACUGAGAUUUCGGCUCGACUCGGGUAUCAUCGCUACACACGAGUCGGUAAUCCGGAAGUGUAGUCAAGUGAGUAUGUGUUGCCGUCAUCGCAAGGUAGCCCGUGGCACAAGCACCCGGAGCGUGCGAAACUAAAACCACGAGAGUCGACCUACCUACCACUCACUGUAAAGUAACAUUGUGGAUGCGCGCCAGGCCACUAACACUAACACUCCUGACUUGAGAACUGAAUAUUCCCCGUUAAUAUUUAGCAGUCUGUCUGCGGGGCCAAGAGGUGGACGCACAGACAAGAGACCGUGUCGGAGCCGCUGUGUGCACUGCCAGCAUCGAGAUGAGCUGCGAACGUGAUAGCGAAGCGGAAACCAGGGUAGCUAACGUCAGCUAGCUACAAACGAGCCAAACCGGACUCGAUGUGAACCCGAUCACCCCCUCCAGCAUGAAAGGCACACCGUUUUGUUGGGAGCGGCGCGUACGAGGAUGAUGGCUAAAGGAUAAUGUACAAGGAAUCGCCUUCCCUCAACCCAAAGUGACCCAAAUUUUCCCCCCCUCGUUAUUCUUCAUCAUCAUUUAAUGGAGCUGAUGUAUUCCGCAGUAAGAUUGUGUGAAUUUGAUCGCCCGCUUCUCCUCCGGGCACCCUCGUCAAAAGAAGACAGGGUUUAAUUUGGAAUGAUGUGACCAGACCUCAAUUCCUAUCCAACAAAGGAUCUGUAGGACUCUUUCUGCUGGCUCCAAUAACGUGUUUCCCUCACUUUUAUCCUUUUCCACAACCGACUCCCUUUUAGUGUUCUUGGGCCAUGGUUCGAAAGAAAGGUUCCCUUAUAUUAUGCGGUGCUUUUCUGUUUGUCGCGUGGAACGCUUUGCUUUUACUUUACCUUUGGGGACGCCCGCCGAUUGGCCGCCUCGGGGAGGGUGAUGGCGCCGAACCAGGAGGAAAUGAGGAGUGGGGUCUGAUCAGAGGCAAAGGAAGCCGGGUCAACCUGGCGGGGGAGGUGAUCCAGCUGGCAGAGGAAGUUGAAAUUCAGCUGGAGACCCAGAAAAAGCUCUUAAAGCAGAUCGAAAGUUACAGGGCAGCAUGGUCCAAGCGCAAAGAUGUUGGCAAAAGAGAAAUGGCCGUCAAAUCCGAAGCGGUUCACCCGCCCCGGAGGCCUCCCCUUCCUUUGAAAGACAACGUGGAUACCAAGGAUCAAACUCGAAAACACCCUCACAAGUCUUUUGUUUCGCUCGCCCCAGACGCUCAGCGUCAGUCCAACGUCAUCGAGACGGUCAGCGCUGACAAAUUGGCAACUUUUGUCGCGAGCCCAGAAGUCGUCAUUCCGAUCCUAGUUAUCGCCUGCGACCGAGUGACCGUCAAACGGAGUCUUGACAGACUGAUUCAGUACCGGCCUUCCCAAGAACUCUAUCCUAUCAUUGUCAGCCAGGACUGCGGCCACGCUGAAACAGCCAGUGUCAUUGGCUCAUACGGCAGUCAAGUGACACACAUUAGCCAGCCAGACCUCUCAGACAUCCGAGUACGGCCGGAGCACAGGAAGUUCCAGGGCUACUACAAAAUUGCCAGACAUUAUCGCUGGGCGCUCAACCAAGUGUUCAACACUUUCUCCCAGUCCACCGUGGUCAUAGUGGAGGACGACCUUGAGGUGGCCCCGGACUUCUUUGAGUAUUUCCGUGCCAUGUACCCAAUCCUGCGAUCCGACCCGACCUUGUGGUGUGUGUCCGCCUGGAACGAUAACGGCAGAGACGCCUUGAUCGAUCCAUCCAAAGCUGCUCUUCUUCACCGGACAGACUUCUUCCCCGGUCUGGGCUGGAUGCUGCUUAAGGAAUUGUGGGACGAGCUGGAACCCAAAUGGCCUUCUGCAUUCUGGGACGAUUGGAUGCGUCUCCCAGAGCAGCGCAAGGACCGCUCAUGCAUUCGCCCGGAAAUCUCCCGGACGAUCACCUUUGGCCGAAAAGGUGUCAGUUUAGGUCAAUUCUUUGACCAGUAUCUCCGCUAUAUUCGACUUAACACGGAAUUUGUGCCUUUUACCAAACAAGACUUCUCUCAUUUGCUAAAAGACAAGUAUGAUGAGAAGUUUAUCAAAGAAGUUUACAACGCCCCACUGGUGAAGAUUGAGGAGCUGCAACAAGGGGGAAGUUUAAGAGGACCUGGUCCUUACAGAGUCAAAUACUCUAGCAGGGAUAGUUUUAAAGUCCUUGCCCGGAAUCUGGGGGUGAUGGAUGACUUGAAAUCCGGAGUCCCGCGGACAGGCUACAGGGGUGUCGUCAGUUUCCUGCACCGCGGUCGAAGAGUGUUUUUGGCUCCGCCGGAAGGUUGGACGCAAUAUGAUGUCAGCUGGAGCUGAGACAGAUCCAAAAAAAAAAAAAACUAAAGUGUCGACAAGACGAGUCAUGCUCGGAGGUGCGCCUCUUGGGACCCAAGAAGGAAUUCCAACAGCAGACCGGCGGGACUAUGAGCUUGCCUGUUUGCCAGGAAGCUUCCUAAAUGAGGCGCUCGCUCAGGAUCAGCUUGCAUCGAGGCCACCGAGACAAGAAUCCACCGAGUUAAAUCUCACGAAAGGAAAAAUUCCACUCUUGAACACAGCGAAAAUGGCUUUUGGCAAAGUGCCUUUCUUUUUUUUUCGGACCCAUUACGUUGGGUGUAUUCUAAUUAUUAUUAUUAUGAUUAUAUUUCACCCGAACUUGAUUAGAAAUAACAAAUCCACGUGUUCACAGCCGCUGUAAAUAAUCGUCGGCAAGAGAGGACGUUGUGGAUUUGAGUCAGCCGGGGAAGGUUCAUGUUCCGAUGUCAGCGGAAAAGAAAGCGGAAGCCAAAUAUCAGAAAAGACUCGGGAACUCUCGUCAAUGUGCACAUACGAAACUGAGCGACAAGGUGAAUUCAUGCAACGAUGAUGGGUUUCAUUCAUUAAAUCUGUGAAAUAAUCAGACAGA